AUGACAGAGGAGCUUCGUCGUUUAUCCAAAAAAGAAGAAAUAUUGUGGAAUUUACUGGAGCAUUUGGAUGAUUUUCUGCACGAAUACGAUGAUGAUCGGGAUCAUUGUUCACUGCAACCACGAUUGAAUAAACUGGAUGAGGCGUACAACACAUUUUGUGAUCUGCGCACUCAGAUCGAAGUGAUCACGGAAGAUCUUGAUGCUGAAAACGAUUCUGAAGGUGAAGAUGGGAAAAGAAAAUCUCGGAGAAUCGAAUACAAGCAAGUGUUCAAGGAUUUCAUGAACCAGUAUUUUUCAUUAAAACAACGGCUGCUGUCUAGAAUAGAGACUAACCCUGUUCAAACAAUUUACCAAAGAUCCCCUGUUUCUGAUCCAACCAUGCCAUGUCACACGAGAUACCCAGAGCUGACACUGCCGACCUUCUCCGGAGAGUUUUCGAAUUGGAUCAACUUCCGGGAUAAUUUUAGAUCGUUGAUACACGACAAUGCGCUGUUGAAUGAUAUGGAUAAGUUCAACUACCUCCGUACGUCGUUGAGAGAUGAUGCGCUUAUCCAGAUCAAUCAGAUUUCGGUAUCAUCAAUCAACUACGGCCUAGCUUGGAGCAUAUUGGAAUCCAAAUACGAAAACCACAAGUUGAUAGCCCAAGAGCACCUGAAAGCGCUCUUUACAGCACCUGCCAUGCGGACAGAAAGUUUUGAAGGGUUGAAUGCGUUGCUAACGACAUUCAGAACUAAUCUCCAACAGUUGGAAAAAUUGGGCCAAAACACCAGCAAUUGGAGCACCUUGUUGGCAUUCAUGCUAUCGCAAAAAUUGGACAUAGAUACAUAUCGUAUGUGGGAAACUCACCAUGCUUCAAAAAACGUGCCUUCAUAUGACGCCAUGGUUCAGUUCCUUGAAAACCAGUGUUCGAUUUUACAAUCAACGGCCAAUCGAGGUGGAAACGAAGACCAUCGGAACCCGAAAGCUCCCAUCUGCAACAGCGCGAUUGCUGUAGAGAGAACAUGUCCUGUCUGUAGAAAUGGACCACACAUUACCGAAGAAUGUUCGAGAUUCAGCAGGAUGAGAGUGAUCGAUCGAAAGGUUUUAGUCCGAAGGUUGGGCCUUUGUUUCAACUGCUUGGGUUCCGGACAUUUCGUAGCAGAUUGUUCACAUAAUUUCUGUCUAAAAUGUGGUCAACGCCAUCAUUUUCUCUUGCAUCCGUACUCUCCAAACCAAAGCAGCCAGCUGUACACGCAAAGCUACUCUCAAUCUCCACGAAGACCUCAACGCGCGAAUAGUGAAUCAGAAAGGGAAACUUACACGCAACAGAAUCAGUCCCAGAUGAACAGCUUCCAAUCUUCACAAAACAGCUCUCAAACAACACAGCCACCUCCCACGCCCUCUGUUAGUCACCACACUCUACUCAGUACACAAUCACACUCCCAUAAUGCUAUCCUGUCAACAGCCGUUGUUAUGCUUGCCGAUAACAGCGGAAACACUAUCAAAGCCCGUGCAUUAUUAGAUAAUGGAUCUCAGAUCUGUUUGCUGACUGAAAGGUUGUCACAGAAGCUGAAGUUUGAACGCUGUCGGGAAAAUCGUCAAGUGAAAGCAGUUGGAGGUGCAGUAAAUUUAGCGAAAGAGUCUGUUUCUGGCCUUAUUAUUUCAUGUACAUCGUCGUUUAGAACUUCAGACAUCAAAUUCUAUGUGCUUCCCCGAAUAACGAUGGAUCUACCACAGAGAAGUUUCGAUGUCAGCACAUGGAACCUUUCUCCGUCCACCAGCUUGGCAGAUCCAACGUUCAACGAAUCCAGUUCAAUUGACAUGGUGAUCGGCGUUGCCACUUUCUACGAAUUGUUGUUGGCGGAACAGAUCAGGAUCACAGAUUCCGGCCCAUUCCUUCAGAAUACCAGACUGGGAUGGAUUGUCGCAGGAGAGUUGCCAGAAGCGCAAGAUAUGUGUUCAUUGUCGGCUGAAAUUCAAGAACAUGACGGAUGGAUUCAAUACAUUUUCGGAUUCCCAAUGGACCACAUUUCACCAGAAAGUGAUAACGUACGAAACCCGUGGAUUCGACGAGACAUCACACUCACCAGUAUCAUCACGGACUACCAGACCCUUCCAGACGUCCCCUCCGGACAUGUGGCCAUGUUUUAA
Messenger RNA from Uranotaenia lowii, 2130 nucleotides. RefSeq lists its product as uncharacterized. Bases 1 to 2130 code for a protein of 709 amino acids. Lineage: Eukaryota; Metazoa; Arthropoda; Insecta; Diptera; Culicidae. The record is from RefSeq and is a predicted model, not a curated record. Gene Ontology annotation, molecular function: nucleic acid binding; zinc ion binding. The transcript is spliced from 2 exons.